AUGUCUGGUCCGGGGCAAAAAACGUUCAAGAUCCUGUGCCGCGCCGACGAGGGGUACUGCGUCACCGUCCGCGGUGGCGAUGAUGGCGAUGCCGCCGUCGUCAUGGCGGCAGCAGACCCCGACGACGAGUACCAGCACUGGUACAAGGACAUGAGGCGCAGCACGAGGGUGAAGGACGAGGAGGGGUACCCGGCGUUCGCGCUCGUCAACAAGGCCACCGGGCUCGCCAUCAAGCACUCGCUCGGCCAGUCCCAUCCCGUCGAUCUGGUGCCGUACGAGUACGACCCAGCGGUAAUGGACCUGUCAGUGCUGUGGACGCAGAGCAGGGACGUGGGCGACGGCUUCCGCUGCAUCCGCAUGGUCAGCAACAUCUACCUCAACUUCGACGCCUUCGAGGGCGAGCCGGAGGUUCGGGACGGCACCGUCGUCGGGCUGUGGGAGUGGAACGAGGGGGGGAACCAGUGCUGGAAGAUCCUGCCGUGGGGCACCCAGGCGGAAGCCGACGGCGACGACGACCAGUACGGCGGGUACCACGGCGGCCAGGACCAGGAGACUACGCGUUUCAGCUACGGCGGAGACGAUGCGGCGCCGCAGGACCAAGGACAGGGGUGCGACGGUGGCCUGCCUCCUGCGCUGUCUUCCGAGUGCACGGUACGCAUGUUCUGCAGCGCCGGCGGAGAGGAGUACAGCGUCGCCGCGAGGGACGGUACCGUGUGCCUGGUUCCUACUGACCCCGGCGACGACUUGCAGCACUGGGUGAAGGUCAUGCGGCGCAGCACCAGCAUCAAGGAUGAGGAUGGGUACCCUGCGUUCGCCCUGGUGAACAAGCACACCGGUGAAGCAAUCAAGCAUUCCCUUGGAGAGAGCCACCCUGUUCGGCUUGUGCGCUACGACCCGGACUACCUAGACGAGUCGGUGCUGUGGACAGAGAGCGAGGACGUCGGCGACGGCUUCCGCUGCGUCCGCAUGGUGAACAACAUCCACCUCAACUUUGACGCCCUCGACGCUGGCGAGGGUCAGGGCGGCGUGCACGACGGCACGGCUAUCGUCCUGUGGGAGUGGUGUGAAGGAGAGAACCAACGCUGGAAGAUCCUUCCUUGGUGUGAGUAAAUAUGCAUGGAAGUCGGCCACGGCCAUGGGCCGCUUCAUUAUCCGCCACCGUUGUGUUUCUCGGUAGUCCCACAGGAUUUUUCCAUGGUUGCUGAAACAGCCCUGUCUAAGUUAGUGUGUUUUUUCAUGUGGUGGAUCACUAGCUAGGAACGUCUAUUUGCGUGUGUGCGUUGAUUAAUCUGUAUCUUGUGUAUCCAACAAGUAAUAAUUAAUCUUCUUAAAAAAAAUCUUCUUCCCUUUUGGUGUCAAGGACACAAAAUUAAAUCGCACACAAAAUAGCCACCAUAGCUGCACUAUAACUGCCUCGGGACUGGGAGCCUGGCCAUGACGCUAGGGACGAUGCGAAAUCCUCCACAAAUCCCUAAACAGCUCCAAAAUUAGCACACUCAAAAAACUCUAG
Aegilops tauschii subsp. strangulata is the source of this 1510-nucleotide messenger RNA. Its product is annotated as ricin B-like lectin R40G2. The record is from RefSeq and is a predicted model, not a curated record. NCBI's taxonomy places the organism in Eukaryota, Viridiplantae, Streptophyta, Magnoliopsida, Poales, Poaceae.